This is a messenger RNA of Exserohilum turcica Et28A, 195 nucleotides long. RefSeq lists its product as uncharacterized. The transcript has a single exon. The record is from RefSeq and is a predicted model, not a curated record. Bases 1 to 195 code for a protein of 64 amino acids. Lineage: Eukaryota; Fungi; Ascomycota; Dothideomycetes; Pleosporales; Pleosporaceae.
AUGGCCCUCCCCUUUGCGAGCACGUCCACGUCCACGUCCACGUCCACGUCCGCGUCGACGGCCAUGCAACGACACACGCCAGCCGCGACGACGGCCGCCCUGAGCCAGCCUCUGCGCCCCCACGGGCACCAGCACCAGCGGCGGCAGCAGUUCGCAGACGGAGCCAACCGCACCGCGGCCCUGUCCACGGCAUGA